AUCUCAAAGCUUUUGAAAGAAGACUAACUGAAUAUAUUGCAUGUUUGCAACCAGCUACAGGACGUUGGAGAAUGAUUCUGAUAGUGGUAUCAGUCUGCACAGCCACUGGUGCUUGGAACUGGUUAAUAGACCCGGAGACACAAAAGGUGUCAUUUUUCACAUCACUUUGGAAUCACCCAUUUUUCACAAUUAGCUGUAUUACCCUAAUAGGCUUGUUCUUUGCUGGAAUACAUAAAAGAGUGGUGGCACCAUCAAUUAUAGCAGCCCGAUGUCGAACUGUUUUGGCAGAAUAUAAUAUGUCCUGUGAUGAUACUGGAAAAUUAAUUUUGAAACCUAGGCCUCAUGUUCAAUAAGGGCUGUCUUCCUUCAGUUUUUUCCACUGCCAUGGAAACCAAAAAUGACCUUUUUUUAAGGUAGUAUGACGGCAAAAAACCAAACAGGACUGGUUGUCACUGCCUGGGAGUGAGUCUUACACAGUUGACAGUGAAAGUGUGCAAUAUUCCUUUCUUGAAUAUGUAUCCAAAUUCUUUGUUACCAUAUUAUCAGUGCUUUUGCUACUUCUGAUUACCUCUUUUUCAGUAUUAGUGUCACUUUUUUACUUCAGCUAGGACAGAACAUACAGGUGAAGUAUGUUAAUCGGCUAUGAAGUUGAACUUGAAAAUCAAACCUCAUUUGUGUUGAUGUGUCUUUGUAAGCUAUUGUAAAUAGCAGAUCGAUGCCAACGUUCAGGAAAAGAAGUAAUACUUGCUGUAUGGAUUUUUUUUGUUCUCAUGAACAGUAUUGAAAGGAACGCUUACCAUUCCCAUGAUGUUUUAUUAGCACACUUAUUCAUUACAGCUGUCCUUGUCUCCUGAUCACUCUUUUUGGAACUGGUAAAAAGGCUUGCAGAAAGACUGACUGUGCUGGAGAAAACUGGUCUUACUGUUUAAGAACUUUGCUAAUAUAUCAAGGAUGACAUUUGUGAAAUCGUAUCUGUAGUGCACCAGCCCCUGUCAUUGUGGUCAUACGUAGCUCCUUGGUUGAUCUGGUUCACAGCACUGCUAUUUUAAGAUUUUGAUAUUUUAAAAAUUGUCUUAAAUAUGCCUGUAUCUUCCCAAUUGUAAGGUUGUACUGUAUCUUAAGUCCACAUGACCAUUCUGAGUGGAUUUUUAUGCUGUGAUAGUCUGAAUAUGAAACUAGAAUUGCAAAUGUUUAACUUCAGAUUUGGUGAAGAAAAUAUGAAGAGUGCCACAAUAAAAUAAGAAAUUUUGUUAUCCAAAGUGAUAAAAACAAGGUCCGGAUGUUAUAUGCAUAAAGUGUAACUUUGGAAUAGCUAAAAUUGUAAAGAGUUUUAAGAGUUUAAGUUGUUCAAGGUGCCUUUUUAAUUGUUUCAAACUCUCUUAAUUGACUAAAACUGCAAAGCUGUUGCAACUUCAGUAACUCCUACUACAAGGUGGACUGGCUUUCAAAGGCAGCCUGUUGAUGUAACUUUGUGAGUCGAGACAUUAAGAAUUGUCUCUUGUAACUUUUCCAGUAAGUCUUCUGCACAUCCAUUAUUUUUAAUUGCUGUAUAUUUUGUAGGUAAAUGUGUAUAAAAUAAAUUCUUUGUAUAAACAG
This is a messenger RNA of Cariama cristata (Red-legged seriema), 1596 nucleotides long. It is a transcript of the gene CNEP1R1, whose product is annotated as CTD nuclear envelope phosphatase 1 regulatory subunit 1. The annotation marks the transcript as partial. The record is from RefSeq and is a predicted model, not a curated record. Gene Ontology annotation, cellular component: cytoplasm; Nem1-Spo7 phosphatase complex. The transcript is spliced from 5 exons. NCBI's taxonomy places the organism in Eukaryota, Metazoa, Chordata, Aves, Cariamiformes, Cariamidae.